UCAAAGUCACGUUUGAUUCUCUCAAUUAUUUCUCCUUUAACACUCGUUUUAAUUUAAUACUUAAAAAAAAAAUCAACAAAUAAGACCCUUAAAAACCAGAUCAGACUCCAAAAAACCAAACCUAUCUUUCAACCAAACACAAAAACAAAACCAUCUUUUGGAAAAAAAACCAAAACAGAGCAUGAGAAACAGAGGACAAAACCAGAACAAGUUCUUGAGAAUAAUCUUAACCCCUCUUAGAGCUUUAGGAAAGGCACGUGAUCUCUACGUGAGAAGCAUCACCGGCUGCGCAGCUCGGACUCAUUAUUCCUCCACCGCCUCCGUCUCCGGUCCUUUUCCGAGAAGCCGGAGCUCCUCUUCCGCCGCCUUUUCCUCCUCCGCAUCUUCCCGGAGAACCACCGAUUUCGGGAUUGACGACGAUUACAGCGAGCUAGUGAGAGCCGCGUCGGUUAGGAGUUUAGGGCACAAGAAUGAGAUCGACAUGUUCAUACAAGAGAAGCUGCAACAGGAGAAGGAGCAGAAGCAGAAGAAGCAAGGAAGGUUGCCGAAGAGCUCGAGCGUGGGGAUGGGGAGGAUAGAGGAAGAGGAAGAAACAGAGGAAGGAUCUGUGAAUCCGAAGAUGAAGAAGACGAAGAAAGUCUCUGAUCUCUUGUAUCCUCGUAGCAAAUCAUAUGCUGUUACUGGUAGCCCCAAAUUUUAGUUUUUAGUUUCUUUUUUUUUGGGUUUGAUUUUAGUAAAUUGUGGAUUGUUUGUGAUAUUUUUUCAGCUCGAUUUUGUGCAACAUGAAUAAUAAUAGUAGUCGAUAAACUACUCUCGUUUCCAAUGCAAACUUGGUUUAUAUUGCGAAUCCAAGUUUCGGUUAUAUUGGAAGUUUAGCCUAAUUA
Messenger RNA from Eutrema salsugineum, 884 nucleotides. RefSeq lists its product as uncharacterized. Bases 182 to 700 code for a protein of 172 amino acids. The transcript has a single exon. The record is from RefSeq and is a predicted model, not a curated record. NCBI's taxonomy places the organism in Eukaryota, Viridiplantae, Streptophyta, Magnoliopsida, Brassicales, Brassicaceae.